Ostertagia ostertagi is the source of this 303-nucleotide messenger RNA. The record is from the annotation of a GenBank genome assembly. NCBI's taxonomy places the organism in Eukaryota, Metazoa, Nematoda, Chromadorea, Rhabditida, Trichostrongylidae.
UCGGCAGCGCUGAUACAGUGCACCUCCGACGCGGUCACCUGCCCGCUGUCCGGUCAGGUAUGUAUUCAGUCAGACGGAAACAAGUGCUGCCAAAUCGAGACCGCUGGUAUCCCGGCUUCAGAAAUUAACGCAAAAUCCGGUUCCUGUCCACGACCGCUCGGUAUCUCCGUCUUCCAAGACGCCGCGAUCGGCUGUUGGAUGGACAAUAACUGUCCGGGUAUUCAGAAAUGUUGUGUUGAACCAAACCCUGUGACAAAUUCAGCGACGCGAAUCUGCCGCGAUCCAGUCGGAGUUCGAAGUUAG